CCUGCCUCUGCCGACCGGGAGGUCGGCCGCACAGGCGCAGUAUCUUCUAGUUGUAGACGCGGCUUCUUGGCGCGGCUUGUAAAUAACAGAUGCGGGUGAAAGAACCUUCCCAAGCUUUGCCUGAGAAAGCCAAAAGGAGUAAAAGACCUGCUAUACCUCGUGAUGAGGACUCUUCAGACGACAUUGCUGUAGGUUUCACUUGCCAGCAUGUAAGUCAUGCUAUUAGUGUGAAUCAUGUGAAGAAAGCAAUAGCUGAGAAUGUGUGGUCAGUUUGCUCAGACUGUUUAAAGGAAAGAAGAUUCUGUGAUGGGCAGCCAGUACUUCCCUCUGACAUAUGGUUGUGCCUCAAGUGUGGUUUUCAGGGAUGUGGUAGAAACUCAGAAAGCCAUCAUUCACUGAAGCACUACAAGAGUUUGAGAACAGAAUCUCAUUGUGUUACAAUUAGUCUGAGCACAUGGAUUAUAUGGUGUUAUGAAUGUGAUGAAAAAUUAUCAACACAGUGUAAUAAGAGGGUUUUGGCCCAAACAGUUGAUUUUCUCCAGAAGCAUGUUUCUAAAACACAAACAAGUGCAUUUUCUAGAAUCCUUAAACUUUGUGAGGAAAAAUGUGAAACAGGUGAAAAAAAGAAAGGAAGAAAAGGCAGCAGUGUACCGUCUGUGAAAGGAAUUUCAAAUUUAGGAAAUACUUGCUUCUUUAAUGCAGUCAUGCAGAACUUGGCACAAUCUUACAUUCUUAUGGAACUGAUGAAUGAGAACAAAGAAAAUGGGACAAAACUCAAGAUUUUUCCUUCCCCAGACACUCGGCUGGACCCACUAACAGUGGAACUUUCAAGCCCUGGACCAUUGACCUCAGCCUUGUUGGUGUUUCUUCACAGCAUGAAGGAGACUGAAAAAGGACCACUUUCUCCUAAAGUUCUUUUUAAUCAGCUUUGUCAGAAGGCCCCCCGAUUUAAAAGUUUCCAGCAAGAGGACAGUCAGGAGCUUCUGCAUUAUCUGCUGGAUGCAGUGAGGACAGAAGAAACAAAGAGAAUACAAGCUAGCAUUCUAAAAGCAUUUAACAACCCGACUACUAAAACUGCUGAUGAUGAUACUAGAAAAAAAGUCAAAGCAUAUGGAAGAGAAGGUGUGAAAAUGAACUUCAUAGAUCGGAUCUUUAUUGGUGAAUUAACUAGCACAGUCAUGUGUGAAGAAUGUGCAAAUAUCUCCUCAGUGAACGAUCCCUUUAUUGAUAUUUCACUUCCUAUAAUAGAAGAAAGGGUUUCAAAACCAGUACUUUUGGGAAGAAUGAGUAAAUAUAGAAGUUUGCAGGCGACAGAUAAUGAUCAGUACAGUGAGACUGUUACUAUAGAAAAUACUUCUGAACCCAGAGCCACCAAGAAUCAGUCUUCAUCUAAAGAUAAGAAUCAACUAGUUCAUGGCAGAAAAUGUGUAAGAAAAUUGUCAUCUGGAGAAGAUAGAGCAGUCAUCAUAUGCCAGAAAAAUGAGCACCUUGAGAUGAACGGGGAUUCUUCAGCAUUUGCAAGCAUCACAAAUACUGAGUCGGCUCUGACUGAAAGCCCCACCGAUGGCAGUGAGAAAGAGGCCGGCCGUUCUGAAAGUAGUGCUGAUGCGGAUGGCGAGGCUUCAGAAUCCGAAAGUGCUUUUGAGCAGGCUGUAUUGUUGAGGUCUAGCCGUGGAUGCUGUGUGUGCCCGCAUGCCCCCUCUCCCCAGGUGCCGGCAGCUGGCCCACCCACCAGGGAGCCUGGCACUGGUGACAAGGGAGUGGCUGAAGCUAUUUCUGAACUUCAUCUGAGCAGCCCUGUAACUGGAGAUAGACAUUUUGAUAGAGAAAAUAAGCCACCAAGUGUUCCAAAUAGUUUAUGUUCUUCAGAGGAGAAGCAUAUGCUGUGUCCUCACCCCCAAAAUGCUUUUCAGACACUUUCUCAGAGCUAUGUAACUACUUCUAAAGAAUGCUCACUUCAGUCCUGUCUCUACCAGUUUACAUCUAUGGAAUUACUAAUGGGGAAUAACAAGCUUCUGUGUGAGAAUUGUGCUGAAAAGAAGCAGAGGUACCAAAAGGAAACCGGUUCCCCAGAAAAGAAAGCAGAAGGGGUUUAUACUAAUGCCAGGAAGCAAUUGCUCAUUUCUGCUGUUCCAGCUAUCCUAAUUCUCCAUCUUAAAAGAUUCCAUCAGGCUGGCUUGAGUCUUCGAAAAGUAAACAGACAUGUAGAUUUUCCACUUAUACUUGAUUUAGCACCAUUCUGUUCUGCUACUUGUAAGAAUGUAAAUGUGGGAGAUAAAGUUCUCUUUGGUCUCUAUGGCGUAGUGGAACAUAGUGGCUCAAUGAGGGGAGGUCACUACACGGCUUAUGUGAAAGUGAGAACACCCUCCAGGAAAUUAUUGGAGCAUAUCACUGGAAAGACAUAUGUACCUGGUUUGAAAGAACCUGACAGUGAAUCGACAGGCCAGUGGGUCCAUGUUAGUGACACUUACGUGCAGGUGGUUCCAGAAUCAAGAGCACUUAGUGCACAAGCUUACCUUCUUUUCUAUGAAAGAAUAUUAUAAUUGUCUGUUAAUAAUUAGUGAUAAUGAUGAUUUAGAUCGCUUUUGUUUAAAUGCUGCAACAAAAACCAUAAUAUGUAAUGUGCCUUUGUAAUCUUUUCUCUUCUGUAGGAAUAGCAUGUCCCUCAAAUGCCCCUGAAGAUUUUUACCAUUUUGGUGAAUCCUUUUAAAGUAAAUUAAAUUUACUCAGUGCUUUCAAAUUUAUAUUCUUAAAAUAAAUGUAAACACAUGUUUUUAAGGAAAAUUUGUCCUAGAAAAAAAAAACAGAAUUUGCAGCAGUAGAGGAAACCCCCCCUUAUAAUAUGGCUUAUUACCAUGAGCAUUCAGAAAUGAUGCUGGCUAAUGAAAUUGUUUCUUAAAACAGGGUUUACCAAAUGUGAGUUGCAUACCACCUUUCUGAUUUUAUAUAUAUAUAUACAUAAUCCUGUGCCAUUGUUUAAUUAUUUUUAACCUUAGUUUUCAGCCUUACCUUUUUAAACGUAGCCUUGUUUUGAGCAUAUUCCACAUUUUAUGUACUAGUUAUAUUAUUUCUAAUAAACAUUAAAAUAAAUCUAUAACUAUUAGAGAAAAAUUGUUCAUCCAUGUAGCACUCCACUUAAAAUCAUCUCAGGGCUGUCCAGUGGUGUACCUAUACCACUGUGUUAGAAACAUUGGUUUAACAUAUACUUACACAGUGACCUCAUCAUAUUUUGUGUGAUUCAACCAUAUAAAAAGAUACCACUGUAGCUUCAGUAAUAGGGUUCUACAAAUAAUUUAUUGAUUAGCUUAUUGCUUUGAGGUUUUGAGAACUAGAAAAAUAAUGAAAUAUAUCAUUAACAUUAUUUGCAGCCUAUUCAUGGUGGCGUUGAGGAUAAUUUGCAUGUAAUCAACCAGGGUCAAAAUAUAAUUGUUGAUAAUUGUAAAAUGCAGAAUUGGUAAAUAGAAGUUGUUAAUCCAUAUGGGACCAUUGGAUACUUUUAAUAUAAAUUACCAAAUUAUAUUUGUAAGCGACAGAGAAUUAUAUUCUUAUUAUACUAGACAGGGAAAUAUAAUUUUCUAGUUCUGUAGGUCAGUAAACAUUAAUCGUGGUUUUGGGGUUUGAGAUCACUUUUUUUUGUCAUCAACAAGCAUCAUUAAUAAGUUCAAGUGGGUUUAGCUUGUAUUUUAAUGAGGUGUAAAGUUGGCAUUUCAGAUUUUAAAUAAAUAAUAGCAAAAAUAUGGUAGUUUACAGCCCCCCUUCCAGAAUACAAAUUAUUAAGCUGUCAAAACUUGGCAUGAAAAUAUUACUAUUACUUAGGCUUAAAAUUUAAAAAAAUAAUGGGUACUUGGGUCUGACAUUACUGAAUCAAAACACAUACGUGCAUGGUUCAAGCAUCCUAAUCAUUAGUGCCAACACAUCAUACUACGAGCAGCUACUGGCUAAGUGCCUAGUUCCCGUUCAUUUUCCUCUUGGGAAGGAAGGAUAAGAAUAGGGCCUAUAGAUAUUGUGUGGAAGUAUUUAACCAAGCCUCUAACCCUUCUUAACAUUUAAGGUUGUAUGACAUUGUCAAGUUUACCAGUGCUGCCUUUUGAUCUGUGGAUGAGAGGAAUUGUGAUUAUCAGUGUUAAAGAUGGUAAUAAUAUUUAAAACUCAGAGCUUAAAAAUGUCAUUGCACAAAUUCUAUUUUUAAGUUAUUGAAAUUUGAAAUAAUAGUGUUUUCUUGAUUUUAAUGUGAAAUGAUGGAGAAAUAUAUCUUUAUAAAUUAAUCUGCAAACUCAGGUUGUGUCCUAUGAAAAGUAGUUUAAACUGUUUAAACAGUGUUUUAUGUUUAUUUGUAAUCCAUUAACAUUGAAGUUUUCAGUACCAGAGCAGUGAAUUUUUUUUUUGGAAAGUAUUAGUUAAAUCUCUUUAUUCAUGUUAGCCACAUUGGUAAUGGCAAUUACCGUCCUUUCCCCAAAUGUAAAUAUUAAGUCACCUCAUUUUUCUCCUAAAAAAGAUGCCAUUAUGAGGUGCAUAUUUUUCAUUGAGUGGUCACUUGCUUCUUGUUUCAUUGAUAGAUGAACAAGAAAAACAAGAAAAAGAGUGAGAGAAAGAAGGAAAGAAAGGGAAAGGAAGAAAAAAGGAUAGGAAAGAAACAAGAGCAUUCUUUUCUGUUGCCCCUCGGCUUUAUCCCUUACACAGCUAAAGUGAGAGAUGGCGAGAUAGGUGAGGGCAGGAAUCCAGGGAAGUGCCUAGUCCUCUUUUCAUUAAUAGGAUGUCAGGAAACGUGCCAGUGCUGUAUUUACCAAAGAGACCUUUUGAGCUUUAUUUUGAGUGCCAGUUAGGACUGAUUUUUCAUUGAGUGAUACAUUGUAGCUUUAGAACAUUACCUCUGUACUCAAGUACUGCACUAGUUUUUAUGCUUAACAUUUAUUCAGUAAGUAUAUAUUUUUUGAACACCUGUUACGGGUCAGGCACUGUGCUGACACUCUUUUAACAUGUUUUAAAAUGGAGAGGCCUAUAUAUGUUUUAGACAUUAUUCCAGAAGUAACAUACAAAGAGAUACUUUAUUUUCAUUUCAUGGUAAAAGAGCAAAGUCUGAAAUCUAUUUUUUUAUGGCCUACAGUUUAUGAAUAUUUUUUAGGGUCUGCUGGUAAUGGAAUAAAUUUGAUUUUGAUACCUAAGAAUUUCCUAAAGAUAGACUUGUAAUAGGGAAAGUAUGUUAAGUUACACAUGGGCCUACACUUAAUUUUUUGUUUUUAUUAACAUUUUGAAAAGCAUAUUUGCAGGGGUACUAAAUUGUGAAGCUGCUAUAAUAACAAUAGUUUCAGAUGACCUCAGGAAACUAUAUAAAUAAGUGAGAAAUGUUUACAGAUUCUCGAAACAACUACCAUAGCGCUUGGCCAAAUGAGUUUAAGAAGUAGAACAGAAGUUUCACUAGCUAUUUAGAAACUGGUUUACAGGGUGUCUAAUCCCAGUUUCCUCUGGUUUUUCCUAUUUAAAAUGAUAAAAUUGUGAUUAUGUGUCAAUUAUAGGAAUAUUUUUGUCAUAACCAAAUAUAUGUCUGUAUUUAAGAUUUUGUUAUUUAGUGUUUUUAAAACAGAUGUGAAAACCACCUUUUUGGGUGGCAAGGCAAGUGGUAGUUGGUGUCAAUUCUAAGAGUAGUGGAUUCCUGUUUUCUUAUUUUAAAUGCUCCAACAGAGCUAUUUUACUAUAUAUGAUAGCUCUUAGCUCGUAUGUGUGAUGAUUUUAGUGAUUUUAUACAAUAGCUGAAUAAAAUUUUCUGAAGAUUAAGCUGUUAAAUGUAUCACUUUCACCCAAUUUUUGUAGUACAAAAUAACAUUCUGCCUUUUCCUAAAUUCAUAUUCAUAAUUUGCAUGUUACCUGAUCAAAUAAGCCUAAAUCAAAUAUGUUAUGUGCAAUAAAAUUGAACCUUUAUAUAUUAUCCAGUGCAUUAAGAAAGAUGAUUUUUAGAUAUUUAAAAUGUUUUGGUUC
Callorhinus ursinus (northern fur seal) is the source of this 5973-nucleotide messenger RNA. It is a transcript of the gene USP45, whose product is annotated as ubiquitin specific peptidase 45. Gene Ontology annotation, biological process: protein deubiquitination. Gene Ontology annotation, molecular function: cysteine-type deubiquitinase activity; zinc ion binding. Lineage: Eukaryota; Metazoa; Chordata; Mammalia; Carnivora; Otariidae. The record is from RefSeq and is a predicted model, not a curated record.